GGAUUUUGUGUGGUUCUUUCGGUUGUGUGUUGUUGGGGUGUGAAGCCGUUGGGAUUUCUAGCGUUAAAAAGCGGAAGCUUGACGUCCUUUUAGAGGGUAUUCUAGAGGAAGGAAGCUGAGAGAGGAUACUGACAAUGGAUGAAGCAGAUUGCUUCGGCCCUCAGCGAGAUUAUGUUGGAGGGAAUCGUAGCCUCGCGCUGCCGGUUCCUGUUCAAGAUGAGAGUUUCAUGUAUGAGAGAGUGAAGAACGAGAAGGCAAGUUUGAAUAACUGUAUUAACAAUUUUGAAUCUUCAUUUCCUGGAGAGAUUGAUACAAAGCCAUUUGAAAAUGCUUUGUCUGCUAGUUUUCCCUCAUUGACUUCUACUACUGCCACUAAAGCUCAAGAAAAAACAUUGAGUCCCACUCCAAAAGAUGAGGGAUACUGCGAAAGCCCAAGCAUUCAUGGGGACGGGUCUUGUCAGCAUCAUAUUGACUAUGAAAAGAGUUGUAGGGAGACGCAGUGUGGAGAUUUGAGUUCCACAAAGGAGUUUGAUUCUCAGAUAAAUCUUUCUAACACUGCCAGAAGUUCAUCUGAUUGUUCGAUUAUGAGAUAUCACCGAGACGAGCUGCCAUCAAGUAUUGGGACCGACGAAACGGAUCAGGGCCGAGUGGUACCAAACUUCAGUCUAGCUGAGCAUCCCACAGCGUUAUCAUCAAACAGUCAGUAUUAUCCAAAACCCAUUGAUUCUGCAGGGCUGAAGUUUGUAUCAGACCCGAAGCUGAAGGAAUCACCAGGGUUAAGCUGCCAGCCGACUGCAAUAAGUCACAACCAUAGAGGCCACUAUGAAGAAUCUCCAAGUGCAAUACAUCAUCAGUGUACUAGUGCAUCAUCCACUUUGCAGGGUGGGGUUGCAUCAAACAUUAAACCAUUUGGUUCAUCAAAUAAACCUGUGGAAGGGGAGGUCGGUAAGAGGAAGGCAUCAUGUGAUGAGCAAAUAAUGGAGGACCAAACGUUAAGGAUGAAGAGACAGAAGAUGUCAACAAAUAUUCAACAAGAAGUGCAAUACAACCAGACUGUUCUGUCACCAACACAGUAUCAUGUAUCUGGGAAAGGGAACUUAAUAUUUGAUUCUCCAAACAACUGCAUCUUCCACUUGGACAGGGGUGGGCAGGAGAAGCAACAUGCGUUACAGUGGGCCAGUCGUCAAUCCUCACAAACUGACAGUGCUACUAGUUCAAUUCCCACCGAGUCACUACAAACCGUGGCUAAGCUGAUUGCGCAGACAACCGAAUGGAAGAAGAUUGCCCGCCUGCUGCCGAUGACAGAUUGCCCGACCUUAGAGUCAGACAUCAAGAAUUUAGAAGAGUGUCAAGGUACAACGUCUGACAAGACGUUGGCUGUCUUGAUGAGAUGGUGGAGGGAGCACCCUGAGCAGGGUGAUAGGACAACGAUGCUGGACUGCCUCCGACAAGGUUUGGAAUGCUGUAAACUGGUCAGGUUAGCUCGUUCCGUUGACACGUACUUUCCUAGUACUGUUUGAAGAUCUCCAUGGUGUGGAUAGAAAGGAAGAAACUAUAAAUAAAUAGUAAACUGGGAGGUACAACUAUUAGUAAAUCUCUUUGUGGGAGUGUUUGCUCUGAAAAGAGCCGUUGUGGUCACUCAGGCAAAAGAGAUUUACCCUCCAGUUUACUGUUUAUGUAUAGUUGUUCCUAAAACUUUCCAGAUUUUUUGUCAUUUACCUGGACAAUGCAUUCAUUAAAUGCUGAAUUUAAAGUCCAUUUAAUGGGUUUGUUGGUUGCUGAAAAUGCAAUGUGUACAACGAUGUAUCAAUUGCCAAUUGAUCGAAAUUAGUUGUAAAAAACAUGCACUUUGCAUGCUGCAUAAAUGUAAAUAAAUCGUUGUAGUUUUUUAUCUUUUUCAAGGAAAUUUAAAAACAACUUGCAUGUUGAAUUUGAAAUAGACCCAAUGGUCGUGCUGGUUUGUACAUAACAUCUUUAAAAAAAAAACAAUUUUGCUCAAGCAUUUCCUUCAAAAUAGUUUGUUCGAAGAAUCAGGUUAAUGUUUGUCCAAAGCCCCUUGUUUAAUUAAGAUUUACCCUGAAUUUUAAAAUCAAAUAACCAAAGACACUUUCAAACCAACUCUAAUCCUUCGAAAUAUCAAAGCAUUCCAUAUAAACCAUUAAAAUGAAAUUAAUUAUGACAUCAGUGAUAAUUCAAUAUUUACAGCCCAUGGUAUUCAAGUGACAUGGUAGGCCUACAUGUAUUCAAGUGCCCACUGCCAUUAUGUUGUGUUUUAUGUUUUGUUUUAUUUUGUUCGUAACUUUCCUUUUUUGCAUUACAUUUAUAACUGAAUUCCCUCCUUAUCUAGUAUGUGUAUGUGUCAAUAUCUACAAGUGGAUUUAUGUACUAUUGUUACAAAUUACAUUGUACAAUUUACGUGUCCCUUUCAUUCCACAGGUGUGUGUGCAAUUUAUAAGUUAUGGAUUUAAAAUUUAUAUUUGUUAUAUAGAUGAAUAUUUUCCUUGAAAUAUUUGGUGUGAAAGAGAGAAAAGUGCUAAAUGGAGCCUUACUGAAUUCCAUCUGACACCCCCAUGGGUAAACAUAAUAAUA
Asterias rubens (European starfish) is the source of this 2589-nucleotide messenger RNA. RefSeq lists its product as uncharacterized. The transcript is spliced from 5 exons. The coding region runs from base 135 to 1520 and encodes 461 amino acids. The record is from RefSeq and is a predicted model, not a curated record. Gene Ontology annotation, molecular function: protein binding. Lineage: Eukaryota; Metazoa; Echinodermata; Asteroidea; Forcipulatida; Asteriidae. Gene Ontology annotation, biological process: signal transduction.